AUGACUAGGGCAAAUCCUGGGUUUUUGCAUCCAUUUAUUUCUGAAAUAGAUCGAGAAUUUCAUAGGUUAAUUAGAGCACGUAGAGCUUUUGUUACUGAUUCUCAUUCAAGUGAUUCUGAUUCUGACCUUGAUUUUGAUUCUGAUUUUGUUGCAGUUUUUUAUAACAUGGCUGAAGAAGGACCGCGAGAAAGAACAUUAAUGGAGCUGGCUGCACCUGAUUUCACCUACGAAAGCUUGUGUAUCCAGUAUCCUGAGGAUGUACCAUGUGUACUAAAAACUGGACUAAUCCAUUUAUUGCCUAAGUUUGGUGGUGUUGCAGGUGAAGAUCCUCAUAUGCAUAUCAAGGAGUUUCGUACUGUCAUAUCCACCAUGAAGCCUCCUGAAGUUGACAAAGAUCAUAUCUGUUUGAAGGCUUUUCCUCAUUCUCUUCAGGGAACUGCAAAGACUUGGCUGUAUAACCUGCCUCCUUCAUCCAUUGCAAGCUGGGACGACCUGAAAAGAAAGUUUCUUGAGAAGUUCUUCCCUGCCUCUAGGACAACUUCAAUCAGAAAAGACAUCUCAGGAAUCAGGCAGCUACAUGGAGAGACUCUACAUGAAUACUGGGAAAGAUUCAAGACACUAUGUGUAAGCUGCCCCCAACACCAGAUUUCCGAGCAGCUCCUAGUUCAGUAUUUCUAUGAGGGUUUGCUCAACAUGGAAAGACAUCUCAUUGAUGCUGCUUGUGGAGGUGCAUUGAAUGACAUGACUCCUACUGAAGCCAGACAGUUGUUUGAGAAGAUGGCUGCUAAUUCUCAGCAGUUUCACACAAGGAGUAAUGAUGCUGUUAAAACUGUUAAUGAGAUUGGGACAGAUCCAAGGAUGGACAAGCUUGAGAAGAGGAUGGAAACCAUUGCCAGCUUGGUUACUCAAUUGGCCAUGAACCAGAAUAAACCUUCACAACAGGCAAAGGUUUGUGGCAUUUGCACUAAAGACCAUAAUACUGAUGUUUGUCCUUCUCUGCAGGAACCUACAGAUGAGAAUCCUGAAGCAUAUGCUGCCAACAUUUUCAAUAAUCGACCUCAGCAAAAUUAUGAUCUGUCAUCUAACAGAUAUAAUCCUGGCUGGAGAAAUCAUCCAAAUCUUAGAUGGCAAUCUAAAGAAUCUUCAUUGGAGGAUAUGUUGAAGCAGAUGACAACCCAAAACAUGCAGUUCCAACAAUACACCAGAUCCUCUAUUCAUAAUCUGACCACCCAGAUAGGACAGAUGGCUACUUCAAUAAACCAGCUACAGUCCCAGAAUUCUGAUAAGCUGCCCUCUCAGACGGUUGUCAAUCCAAGAAAUGUGAGUGCCAUCACCUUACGGUCGGGGAAGCAAAUUGAUGCAGAUCAUGGACCCGAGCCAGAGCCUGAACCUGAAAAGGAGACAGAGACCACUACCACAAGAACCUUCCAAGUACAACCACCUUCCAUUCCUCUUCCAUUCCCUCCGAAAGCUAUGCCAAGCAAGAAGAAGGAAGAGGUAGAUAAGGGAAUCUUGGAGAUAUUCAAGAAAGUGGAGGUGAACAUACCUCUACUUGAUGCACUCAAGCAAAUUCCAAGAUAUGCAAAGUUUCUGAAAGAAUUAUGCACUCAGAAAAGGAAGCUGAAAGGAAAUGAAAGAGUUCGCAUGGGGAGAAACGUUUCUGCAAUCAUAGGUAAAGCUAGUAAACCUGCUCCUGUUUCUGAUGUUCCUGAAAAAUGUGAGGAUCCAGGUACGUUUUCUGUUCCUUGUGUCAUAGGUGAUACUAAAUUUGAAAAUGUCAUGCUAGAUCUAGGAGCUUCAAUUAAUGUGAUGCCUAUGUCUAUUUUUAAAUCACUUUCACUUGGACCUUUGAAACCUACGGGUGUUGUCAUCCAAUUAGCAAAUAGGAGCACGGCACACCCUGCUGGAUGGGUAGAGGAUGUUUUGGUUAGGGUUGGUGAACUUGUUUUCCCUGCUGAUUUUUAUGUGCUUGAAAUGGAAAAAGGAUCUUCCCGUAAUACAGUUCCUAUCAUUUUGGGGAGACCGUUUUUAAAGACAGCCCGAACCAAGAUAGAUGUUUAUGCUGGUACACUGACUAUGGAAUUCAGUGAUAUCGUGGUUAGGAUAAACAUUUUUGAUGCUAUGAAACAUCCACCUGAAGAUUAUUCUGUGUUUCAUAUUGAUUUGCUUGAUGAACAUGAAUCUGAUUUCCUACAUGAUUCUGAUUAUCCUUCCCUAACUGAGUCAUACACUUGUCAUACAUGUACUGCUACUGAAAUGUGUGAUUCUUGCAUUGAUCAAUUUUUGGACACUGUUGUUGUUGACUCAGAUGUUAAGAAAUCUGAUUGUACUAACCCAGUUGUUGAAGUGCAGGCUGCAGAAACUGUAUCUGCUAGUUUGGUUCCAUCUGUUUUGCAGGCACCCGUAUUGGAGCUUAAGCCCUUACCAGAUAACCUCAAGUAUGCUUACUUGGAGGAUGAUAAGAAGCUCCCUGUCAUUGUUUCCUCAACCCUUCAUGAAAAUCAAGAGGAAAAGUUGCUGCAAGUACUAAAGAAGCACAAGAAAGCUAUUGGUUGGACCUUAGCUGACAUUCCUGGUAUUAGUCCAUCCAUGUGCAUGCAUAGAAUACUCUUGGAAGAAGGAGCGAAGCCAGUAAGACAACCACAAAGGAGACUCAACCCAGUGAUACUUGAUGUAAAGACAGGACUUACCGUAGUGAAGAAUGAGAGGAACGAGCUUAUCCCUACUCGAGUGCAAAACAGUUGGAGAGUCUGCAUUGAUUAUAGGAGGCUCAAUCAAGCAACCAGAAAGGAUCACUUUCCUUUACCCUUCAUUGAUCAAAUGCUUGAGCGCUUAGCAGGUAAAAGUCACUACUGUUUUCUUGAUGGUUUUUCUGGGUACUUUCAAAUUCACAUUGCUCCUGAGGACCAAGAAAAGACCACAUUCACUUGUCCCUUUGGCACUUUUGCCUAUAGGAGGAUGCCCUUUGGCCUAUGCAAUGCCCCUGGUACAUUCCAGCGGUGCAUGGUAAGUAUUUUCAGUGAUUUCUUAGAGAGUUGCAUCGAGGUCUUUAUGAAUGAUUUCACUGUUUACGGAUCUUCAUUUGAUACAUGUUUAGAUAAUCUGGAUAAAGUUUUGCAUAGGUGCAUCGAAACUAACCUUGUUUUGAAUUAUGAGAAGUGUCAUUUUAUGGUAGAGCAAGGCAUAGUUCUAGGUCAUGUGAUUUCUAACAAAGGCAUAGAGGUGGAUCCUGCCAAGAUAGAUGUUAUUUCACAUUUGCCUUACCCCUCUUGCGUGCGAGAGGUGCGUUCUUUUCUUGGCCAUGCAGGUUUUUAUCGCAGGUUCAUUCAGGAUUUCAGCAAGAGAGCCCUUCCUCUUUCUAACUUGCUGCAGAAGGAAGUGGCGUUUGAUUUUGAUGAGAAAUGCAGAGAGGCGUUCGAUUGCCUCAAGAAAGCCUUGACCACUACUCCUAUCAUUCAGGCACCGGAUUGGACAGCCCCUUUUGAGCUUAUGUGUGAUGCCUCUAAUUACGCAUUGGGUGUUGUCCUUGCUCAAAAAGUAGAUAAGUUGCCUAGGGUAAUAUAUUAUGCAUCUAGGACUUUAGAUUCUGCACAAGCGAAUUACACAACCACUGAAAAAGAACUUCUAGCUAUUGUGUUUGCUCUAGAUAAAUUUCGAUCAUAUUUGCUAGGUUCUAGAAUUAUUGUGUACACUGACCAUGCAGCUCUAAAGUUCCUGUUGAAGAAGGCUGAAUCAAAACCUAGGUUGAUCCGAUGGAUGCUCUUACUCCAAGAGUUUGACUUGGAGAUUAGAGAUAGAAGUGGAGCACAGAAUUUGGUGGCCGAUCACUUGAGUCGGAUAGAGAGGGAUGCUGAUACUCUUCCCAUUAGAGAUGACUUUCCGGAUGAGCGGCUCUUUAAUAUUUCAGUUUCAUUUCCAGCACCCUGGUUUGCUAAUAUUGUUAAUUAUUUAGUUGCUUCUGUUUUCCCUCCAUUUGCUUCUCGAGCUCAGAUUGCUAAGCUCAAGAGUGAUGCUAAAUAUUAUUGUUGGGAUGACCCCUAUUUGUGGAAGUUUUGUACUGACCAGGUUAUUAGGAGGUGCAUUCCAGAUCAUGAGAUUGAGUCAGUCCUUCAGUUUUUCCAUGCUUCUGCAGUGGGUGGUCACUUUGGACCCCAAAGGACAGCACGCAAGGUGCUUGAUUCUGGAUUUUACUGGCCCACCAUCUUCAAAGAUGCGUCAAGGAUUUGCAGCACCUGUGAGCCAUGUCAGAGAGCAGGCGGUACCAUUUCUUGGAGAAAAGAUAUGCCUCAACAACCCAUGUUGUUUUGUGAGGUCUUUGAUGUCUGGGGUAUCGAUUUUAUGGGUCCUUUUCCUGUUUCUUUUGGUUUUUAUUAUAUUUUGCUUGCUGUUGAUUAUGUUUAUAAAUGGGUGGAAGCUAAGGCCACCCGGACUAAUGAUUCUCUAGUUGUUGUGGAUUUUGUUAGGUCUAACAUCUUUUGCAGGUUUGGCAUUCCUAGAGCAAUCAUUAGUGACCAAGGCACCCACUUCUGCAAUAGGUCCAUGCAAGCUCUUCUCAAGAAAUAUGGGGUUGUUCAUAAAAUUUCCACACCAUACCAUCCUCAAACAAAUGGGCAAGCUGAGAAUUCCAACAGAGAGAUAAAGAGGAUUUUGGAGAAGACUGUCUAG
Lotus japonicus is the source of this 4665-nucleotide messenger RNA. RefSeq lists its product as uncharacterized. NCBI's taxonomy places the organism in Eukaryota, Viridiplantae, Streptophyta, Magnoliopsida, Fabales, Fabaceae. The coding region runs from base 1 to 4665 and encodes 1554 amino acids. Gene Ontology annotation, molecular function: nucleic acid binding. Gene Ontology annotation, biological process: DNA integration. The transcript has 3 exons. The record is from RefSeq and is a predicted model, not a curated record.